CCCCGUCCAACCCCACUCUCCCGGACUCCUCCCCAAAAGAACCUCUGGGUAAGCGAGAGGAGGGUCCAGGUGAGUUCGGCGGGAGGACAGCGAGGUGGCAGAGACCACACCACCUGAAUGCUGGCUGCCUCGAUUCACAUUCACACGAGUGAAUGUCACGGCGCACGCCUCCAGCGCGACUGUGUACCCCACGCACAGCCCCCCGCGCGGUGGAGUUGUUGAGCUCAGCGCCCACACUCCUAGCUGCUCAGAGUGCACGGCAGAGUUCCGGCCACAGACCCACUGAACCGCAGCAGGAGUACAGGAGGGCAGGUCGCGUUCAGUACAGGUAGGCACUCGGCGGAGGACUGCGGCGCGCUCAUCUGUGCGUCAUUUCUCCGCGCCCGCAUGCUGCCAGCUGAUUGGCCGGUGGGCUCGGGGGCGUGGCCCCAGCGGCUGAGGCGGUCGGCGGCGCGCGAGCGGUUGGUCCAGCGUUCGGGUCUCGCGGGGACGAAAUCCGGUUCCGUGCUUUCGGAGACUGGCCGGCGGCAGGCAUGGCUGGAGCCCCAGCGCCGGGCAGCAGAAGGCGGAGCGGGCCCCAGGCCCCCAGUCCCGGCCCGCCGCCCAGCAUCCGGCAGCCUCCGAGCAAGCGGGCCCGGGGCUUCCCCGCGGCCGCAGCUCUGGACCCCGAAGACCCGUUCGGCCCUCACGAGGAUUUCACCGCGGACGACCUGGAGGAGCUCGACAUCCUGGCAUCACAGGCCCUGAGCCAUUGCCCGUUCGCGGCUCGGGAUGUGUCCAGUGCUCAGAAUGUGCCCAGAUUAGAUGGAAUGCCCCAAAAUCCUACAGGCAAAAGCAGAGAAAGUGUUCCAGUUAAAGAUAAUUUUGAAUUUGAGUUACUUCAGGCCCAGUAUAAAGAACUUAAAGAAAAGAUGAAGGCGAUGGAAGAAGAAGUCCUCAUUAAAAACGGAGAAAUCAAAAUUCUGCGGGACUCGCUGCACCAGACAGAGUCCGUUGUAGAGGAGCAGAGGCGAUCACAUUACUUCCUGGAACAGGAGAAAGCUCAAGCGCUCAGCGACAAAGAGAAGGAAUUCUCCAAAAAGCUCCAGUCGCUGCAGUCCGAGCUCCAGUUCAAAGACGCAGAGAUGAACGAACUGAGGACCAAGCUUCAAAGCAGUGAGCGAGCAAACAAACUGGCUGUUCCCUGCACCUCCCACGGCAGCCCUAGGAAAAGCCCCUCUGUGGUUCCAAAGCCAGAAGCAUGUUCUCCGCAGCUGGGAAAGCCAUCUUUCCCUACAAAGGAGUCUUUCAGCGCCAACACCUCCCUCCCCCAGCCCUGCCAGACGGAGCCAGCAUGCAAGGCGCUGGCGGGCAGAGAGGUUUCAGAAAAUAAGACCCACAGUCUGGGAGGUGACCCCGUAAAGCAAGAAGAGUCCCCCAAAAAAUGUCUUGUUGACAGCCUGAUGCAGACAUCGAACACUCGAGGUUCCAUCUUGAUAAACCUUCUUCUGCAGCAGCCUUUGACCCCGGGGUCAUCUGUCGGGCUGUGUCACCUCCUGAGCAGCGGCUCUGAGGCUCCCGCCGGCACCCUCUCGCAGCCACUGGGGUUCGGCAGCACCUUGCCUGGGAUUUCAAGCCUCAGGACCACCGGAUCUCGCGAUGGGCCGUUCCCCGUCUCGGCCCUGAAAGAGGCGCAGAACCUGGCACUUACUGGACUGAGCAUGAUCGCCAGGGACGAAGGCUCGUGCGACAGGGACCCGGCGGAGGGCGGCAGAAGGGCCUUCCCACUCUGCCGGUUUCCCGGGGCCGUGCACCUCCUGCCGCUGCUGCAGCUCUUCAUCGGCGUUCACUGCCGGGCUCUGCAGGACUCGUCGCUGUCGGUCGCCAAGAGAAGCGGGGCCCCUGGGGACUCACCAGCCCGCGCCUCCCGCGUGAGCCCCAGGGCAGAGGCCAGCGCCGAGGACGCGCUGUGCCAGCUGGAGCCCCUCUGUGUGGCCUCGCUGAGCGUCCUGCGGCACCUGGUGUGCCACAGCGGGGCUGUCGUCCGCCUGAUGCUGUCGGGAGUGGGGGCUGGUUCCGCUGCCGCCGGCGAGGGAGACCCCAGCCUGGCUUGCCCUGGGGCCGGGGCGUCAGAUCCCGGGGGGCUUGCCGACCGCCAAGGCCAGCAUCCGCUGCUGAAGAUGCUUCUCUGCCUGCUAACCUUGUCUUCUGCAACACCGGGUCACCUUCAGGCCCAUGUCCUCAGCCAGUGCCUUCAGGUGUUGGUGAAAUCAGCUGAAAACUCUCCCUUGGACCUCUUGCCCAGGCUCCGGAGUGUGUUCCCCGUGCUACCGCGCUGCCUUAGCCCAGAGACACCUCUGCCCAGCGUGCUGCUCACCGUGCAGCUCCUGUCCCUCCUGGUGGACCACGAGGAGCUCGUGCCUCAGCUCUGCUCCCACUCGGAGGGGUGCCUCCUCCUGCUGCUGUACAUGUACAUCACCUCGAGGCCUGACAGAGCGGCCUCGGACAGACAGUGGCUGCAACUGGAACAGGAGGCCGUGUGGCUCCUGGCUAAGCUGGGUGUGCAGAGCCCCUCGUCCCCGGUCACCGGCUCCAACUGCCAGUGCAACGUGGAGGUGGUCAGAGUGCUCACCGUGGUGCUGCACAGGCAGUGGCUGACGGUGCGGAGGGCGGGCCGGGCGCCCGGGACCGAGCAGCGGCAGCGGACAGUGCGCUGUCUGAGGGACGCCGUGCUGCUGCUGCACGGCCUGUCCCAGAAGGACAAGCUCUUCGCCGUGCACUGCGUGGAGGUGCUGCACCAGUACGACCAGAGGCCGCCCUGGAUGACCUCUGUGCGGCGGAGACCGAGGCGGACGACCCCGAGAUGGACUGCGGCUGAGCAAGAUCCAGCUGGUGUGCGCGGCCCGAGUCCUUGCUGCCUGCCUGCUGCUUGGCGCGGUGGCGGGCGCCAUGUGCUCGCAGGCCCUGCCCCGGGGGCCCAUGCAGACCCUCGUCUUCCUGGACCUGGAGGCCACCGGACUGCCCUCCUCCCAGCCCAAGAUCACAGAGCUGUGCCUGCUGGCCGUCCACAGCGCCAGCCACAGCCCUGGUGCCUGGUGGCUCACAACGGUGACCGCUACGACUUCCCCCUGCUCCUGGCAGAGCUGGCUGCGCUGGGCGUGGCCAGCGCUCUGGACGACGCCUUCUGCGUGGAUAGCAUCGCUGCCCUGAAGGCCCUGGAGCAGGCCGGCAGCCCCCCGCAGCAAGGCCCGUGGAAGAGCUACAGCCUGGGCAGCAUCUACACACGCCUGUACGGACAGGCCCCGCCGGACUCGCACACGGCCGAGGGGGACGUCCUGGCCCUGCUCAGCAUCUGCCAGUGGAGGCCGCGGGCCCUGCUGCAGUGGGUGGACACCCACGCCAGGCCCUUCAGCGCCGUCAAGCCCAUGUACGGGGUCACAGCCUCUACUGAAGCCAACUCAAGGUCAUCUGCCACAGCCACGGCACACCUGGCCAGAGCCAGGGACACCAGCCCCAAACUUGGGGGGAGCAAGAGGUCCAAGGUCCUUUCUCCAGUGAACGACCCUGAAUCCUCACCCGCGGAGGGACUGCUGGCCCCACUGGGCCUGCUGGCCUUGGUGACCGUGGCAGUGGCCACACUGUAUGGGCUGUCCCUGGCCACACCUGGGCAGUAGGCUGCAGAGGAGAGUCUGACCAAUAAAGAGCCCGCAGCACUGA
Phyllostomus hastatus (greater spear-nosed bat) is the source of this 3696-nucleotide messenger RNA. It is a transcript of the gene ATRIP, whose product is annotated as ATR interacting protein. Gene Ontology annotation, biological process: DNA damage checkpoint signaling; DNA repair. The transcript has 16 exons. The record is from RefSeq and is a predicted model, not a curated record. Gene Ontology annotation, molecular function: nucleic acid binding. The coding region runs from base 534 to 3653 and encodes 1039 amino acids. Lineage: Eukaryota; Metazoa; Chordata; Mammalia; Chiroptera; Phyllostomidae.